AGCACUCGGCAGCUGCGAAGACAGGGGGCUGCUUCCCCGGGUGGGCGCUGGUAACGCUGGAGGACACCGUCUGGGUGCCGCCCAUCCACUUCCGCCCCUUCUUCGUCAGCCGCGUGCGCCCUGGACAUUUUGUGCUGGUGGCGGUGGCGGGGGGCGGCUUGCAGGCCGCUCAGGUGGUGGGGGUGCGGGACCAGAGGGACGUGGGAGCCUACGCCCCGCUGACGCGCCACGGGACACUAGUGGUGGACGGCGUGGUGGCCUCAUGCUUUGCCCUGGUGCAGGAGCAGUAUCUGGCACAGCUGGCUUUCUGGCCACUCCGGCUCUACCACAGCCUUGUGGGGUGGCCGGGGAUGCAGGGGGAUGGCAUGCACUGGUACUCGGGGCUGCUCUACCGCCUGGGCAGGUUGCUCCUGCCCCCUGACAGCUUCCACCAGAUGGGGGUUCCCCAGGGAGAGAGAUUGGCCAACAAUGGAGGUCUGAUAGAUGAGGGGGAGAAGAGAGAGUUGAGAGUUCCUGGCUGCAGGCUGCUCCCGCGGCGCUCCCAGCCUGCCUGCACCCAGCGGGAGGACUUUGGGAGAGGGGUCCCUUUGCUGGGCAGCCUGGUUGGAAGG
This is a messenger RNA of Mesitornis unicolor (brown roatelo), 611 nucleotides long. RefSeq names its product indian hedgehog protein-like. Lineage: Eukaryota; Metazoa; Chordata; Aves; Mesitornithiformes; Mesitornithidae. Gene Ontology annotation, biological process: cell fate specification; smoothened signaling pathway; protein autoprocessing. The annotation marks the transcript as partial. Gene Ontology annotation, molecular function: patched binding; calcium ion binding. The record is from RefSeq and is a predicted model, not a curated record. The transcript has 3 exons.